AUGGCGGACGCUCCGGCGAGCCCCGGGGGCGGCGGCGGGAGCCACGAGAGCGGGAGCCCCAGGGGCGGCGGAGGUGGAGGCGGUGGCAGCGUCAGGGAGCAGGACAGGUUCCUGCCCAUCGCCAACAUAAGUCGCAUCAUGAAGAAGGCUAUCCCGGCUAACGGGAAGAUCGCCAAGGACGCCAAGGAGACCGUGCAGGAGUGCGUCUCCGAGUUCAUCUCCUUCAUCACUAGCGAAGCGAGUGAGAAGUGCCAGAGGGAGAAGCGGAAGACCAUCAACGGCGACGACCUGCUGUGGGCCAUGGCCACGUUGGGGUUUGAGGACUACAUUGAACCCCUCAAGGUGUACCUGCAGAAGUACAGAGAGGGUGAUAGUAAGUUAACUGCAAAAACCAGCGAUGGCUCAAUUAAAAAGGAUGCCCUUGGUCAUGUGGGAGGAAGUAGCUCAGCUGCACAAGGGAUGGGCCAACAAGGAGCAUACAACCAAGGAAUGGGUUAUAUGCAACCUCAGAUUAGCACCCUUAAUUUUAUCGCAGAUGUGCAAAUCAGUUCACAUGUUCCAUUUGCCUAG
This is a messenger RNA of Miscanthus lutarioriparius, 570 nucleotides long. The record is from the annotation of a GenBank genome assembly. NCBI's taxonomy places the organism in Eukaryota, Viridiplantae, Streptophyta, Magnoliopsida, Poales, Poaceae.